Caenorhabditis elegans is the source of this 912-nucleotide messenger RNA. RefSeq names its product Serpentine receptor class gamma (gene srg-54). Gene Ontology annotation, biological process: sensory perception of chemical stimulus. NCBI's taxonomy places the organism in Eukaryota, Metazoa, Nematoda, Chromadorea, Rhabditida, Rhabditidae. The record is from RefSeq and is marked reviewed. Bases 1 to 912 code for a protein of 303 amino acids. The transcript is spliced from 7 exons. Gene Ontology annotation, molecular function: transmembrane signaling receptor activity. Gene Ontology annotation, cellular component: membrane.
AUGCAAGCAAUUACAAUAUUCCAAAUGAUUUAUGGAAUUCCAUCAUUAUGCCUAAUGUGUUUCUUUUUUUGUUUGCCAUUUGUUGAUCGGAAGAAUUUAAGCAAUCCAUUUUAUAGACUUGUUCAAAUUGAUAUUUUUGUCAAUAUUACAUGUUACAUCAAUAGUUGGUUAGCUAUCCGCUUGGAAUACUUCGAAAUCGGACGAACUUUCCUUAUUUUUCUAGAAUCUUCUCUUCCAGGAUGCCUCACACUGUCAAAGCUUUUUGUUUCAUUAUACUUCCACUUGCAAAAUGUUACGGGAUUAUUUCUAGUUAUUUAUCGCUUCACAUCAGUUUACUCAAUAAAUUCUGAAAAGGUAUGGAAUCGCUGGUAUUUUUUAGUUCCAGUUCUCGGACUGUUAUAUUCUUUUAUUAUUAUUUCCCCAUGGUGGCUUUUUCAAAAUUAUGUUACUAGAGUUAGAAUUAUUGAUGGGAAACUUAUUAAAAUAGUUAAUCAGAGAGCACUUUUAACUCAAGCAUCUAUAAAUCCAUAUUUCUCUGCAUUUUAUUUUCUUUUAAUUAUAUUAAUUGGUGUUUGGACUACUGUACUCUUAGAGAACAGAUGGAAAAAGAGUCAUUCGAGAAGACAUAAUCACUUUAUUAAAAAAUUAACACGUGUCAUAUUUUGUAACAGUUUUUUGAUGUCUGGAAAUUUAUUGCUUUUGAUUGCCACCAGUGUGAUGUACGUUAUUUGCCCUUUUCGAACAGUUAUUAUGAAAAUACAAACAAUUGCUGUAACAUUUACAUCGGAUAUGGUAACUCUAGCCAUGCCGUACAUCCUUCUGGCAUUUGACUCGAACAUGCGAAGAAUUCUGAGAAUUGAAAAAUCAAAAGGUUACGACAGCAGAACAGCAUCCAAUUAUGCAGAAAACUAA